UCUACAUUGUGCUUCUUACUGAUAAAACCAAACCCUACUGUAGACAAGAGUAAUUGUAUUUAUCAAGAGUAAGAGUAAAACCUAGUUUAUGCAGCCAAAAUCCUUUCAUCUACCUACUUAUUAAAGAUACGGAAGUGUGAAUGUUGAAAGUGUGCCCAUCCCUGUACUAUUGUGCUUAAUAUACUAUGUAACAAAGAUUUCUCCUACCUCAAAGGACUACAUCUUCACUCUCAGCUUUGCAUGGAUUUAUGGGCACAACAACACACAUUAUUUUACUUUCAAGGAACAAGGUAAUACAGGGGGUGGGCAGGUUAUCUUUCAGGACUGAACUCUUGAUUUAAGAGUUAACACAGUGACACAACAAAAGCUGAAGAAAGCAAGUAUCAACAGAAUAAUGAGCCAGGAUAAUAAGACAAGGUGUUUAAUAUUAGCACUGUGAGAAAUCAUAUUAGAUAUUCUUCUGAUUUUAAAGGAAGACACUCAGAAAGAAAGCUAAGUAUGUAUAUCUGUAGUCCACAGGAAACUGAUUACUGUCACAUUUAUUACAGGCAUCGCACAGCGGGGAGUUCUAGGAAGAAAUAUUACAACUGCUGUAGAACAAUACUAUCCCAAUAUUGAUGUGUCAAAGAACAUAAAGUAUGUCGGCACAUAAUAAGAUCUGGACAAGGAAGAUCUGGAUAAAUGAAACAAUACUGCCUAUACAUACAUUUUAAAUCAGCCUUGCACGUUGGGACUCUCUUCAACAGACUUUAUGGGGAAAAUUUAUGUCAGACAUAACUAAAAUUAUGGCAAAUUGUCAAAACAACAGUACUCAUGGCAUAUUACUCCAGCCCCUAGGGUGAGAAUGUAUUUCCAUAUAUGCUGUUUGUCUUUCCACAGACACCAUUCGAAUUGCAGCUUCCUUCUCAUGGCAAAUUCUGACUGCAGAUGUACUAAUUCAGGCUUACUGCUCCUCAGCACUAUUUAUAGCUUCCAGAUUUCUUCCUCGUAGUUUCUCCAGGAGGCUAUGGAGGCUCGCAGCCUGUACUUUCCCACCUGCCAGGGCCAUAGUGCCAUUGACUCAAGAGGUGAACAACAUGAGCAACAGCACAACUACUGCUGGCUCUGGCAACUGGUGGUCAGUCUUUGGCAUGGCUGAACCGCCGACUGUUCUAUCCCUUUACUUACAAUAAAAGUCUUAUUUUAUAAGGCACACCAAUGAAACUAUACUUUAAGAAGCAUUUUAAGUGCAGAUAAAAAUUAAGAAAGCUGUACUCAAAGACAAGUGUUGUGUCCCCUCAGAGAGACACUAUAUUAAAGGGAGAAAUUCUGGGAGAAAGACACAUUCAGUGCCUUAAGCCUGUGCUGGCCUCUUCUGGUUCUCCCAAUGGAAGGGAUCCUAGUUAUUUUUCCAGCCUCUCAUUUGGCCUGCUAGACCUGCUGAUGGAUGCCAGCUUGGUCCAAAACAUAGUUCCAAUCAUCAGUGAUUUAAUCAUGAAUUAUUGGUCUGAAUCAGUAAGUUUGGAAAGGAGAGCUACUAGUUUUGUAUGGCUAUGUCUUCCAGCUGGUAUUUGUUGUAGCAUCAGUAAAGGCUGGAGAAUUAGGGACAAAGAAUCACUGCUGGCAGUAGGGAUUCUGCCAACAGUGAUUCCAUGACUCUGGUUCAGGCUAGUACUAGUCUGGAGUGUUCAUACCUCAUAAUUGGCACUUCUGGGGUUCUGCUAAUGUAUUGCCUACCCUACUGCCCAGCAGUCUCAGUGCCUGAAGUGAUGGAGGUUAUCUCCAGCUUGGUACUGAGGACUCUCUAGAGAACUUCAACAUCCAUGCUGGGACACCCUUGUUUGUGAUGGCCUAGCACUUUAUGGCUACCAGGACAGCCAUGGGCUAUCCUAACAUGUUGUUGACUAACACAUGAUUCCGGACACUCUAGACUUGGGUUUCUCAACUGGAUCAGAUGCUACUGAUCUGAAAGUGAAGUAUUUGACAUCUAUGUUCCUAUCAAGAUUAGAUUAUUUUCAGCUUAUGUUUGAGCUGUCAGAGACCCUAUCCCUCUGGAAAUAUGGGGAAACUAUUGAAAUGACCCCCACCCCCAAGGUGAAUGGAUUUUGAUGGAUUCCUGAUGACUCUGGGGGAUCCUCUGGCUGGUAUGGUUUGUGAUGUCCCUGUCAAAGCCUCAGCUUUCCUCUGGGAUGGAGAAGUAACUUGAGCAGUUGACACAAUCUUUCCCAAGGAUCCUUUUGCACUAAGCAAAGCCUGUAUAUCUCCUCUGUGUACAUUUUUGCUGAGUACAGUGAAACAAAUGGGGAAAACACUGGGGUGCAAGUGGACAAACACUACAUUAAUAAGUCUGAUCUAACUUGAAUGAGAGCCCACCAUUGUGCCUAUUCCUGUGGCAGUGAUGGAGUUGAAAAAAUGGUUUGUCUCCUUUGGCACUCCCUUUCUGUCUGGUACAGGGCUUUUUCAAAUCUGGUUCAUAGGGAAAUAUAGCAGAGCCAUUAGAAGCAUGCUGUGAUAUAUUUGCAAGGGCCUUUGAAUGUAAAAUCACCCAUCUCAAUCAUGGCUUGGACUCUGUAACUAAUGGAAAGCCAGUGAGGUGCCCAGAGAACUAUCAGGUCCAACUUAAUUGGUUGAGUUAAUUAUUGGAGCUUAAAAUGUGGUUAAGUAUAGCCCAUCAUUUGUAUGCUUGACCCUUGUUCUUUGUGGCUUAUUAAACCUAGAGGAGAGGGUUUGCCGGUCUGGGCCCAAGAAGCUGGAAAUGUCCCAUUGAGAUAUGAAGCAUUUCCCAUUCUUUUAACAGUUCGAUCACUACAGUUUAUUCACUUCUGAAGAAACCUAGCCUGAAUCUGGACAGAGAUGGUAUUUCUUGUCCAGUGGUAUUACCUCUGACUAGAAAAAGAUAGGGUAAGUAUGGCCUUAUAGAUUCUUCUGGAUUUCUGAGAGACUUUUUGUACAAUUGACCAUGGUUUCUUUCUGAAUAGGCUGUCCAGGUUGGAUCAGAAGAUACCAUUUGACAGUGGUUGUACUCCUCUUUGGAUGGCCAUUUCCAGAAGGUAGUGUUGGGAGAUUUUUUCUUGAUGCUGGCCGUGCUUUGGAGUUCUAAAGGAUUCUGUUCCUUAUGACAGCAUGAAACAUCCAAAUGUUUGGCCUAAGGUGUUACCAUAUGCAGUUGCUAUCCAGCAUUACCUUCUAUUUCCAUCAUAUUCAGGUAAAGGUCACUUUGGUUUCUCCUGAUAUCUUGCCUUUUGUAACCUGUCAAGGCAAACAGAAGUGAAAAAUAAAGCUCUUUGCAGCCUCUCCUUGACAGCAGGUAACCCCUGGACAUUGCUGAAGCAAGCCAUGCUAUGAUGGAUUUUCAAAAGAGAGUAUGUACAAUUCAAAAUAUCUUUUAAAAAAUUGGGCAUAUUUGGGGCACUUUUUUAAAAGAUGAAGAACCACUGACAGCCAAUCCAAUGUGCCACAGGGUGCUCUGAAGGAGUUGUCUCUAACUGUCAAAUCAGAGCUUUUUGUAAUCUCUGAAAAAAGAAAAAAAUAAGUAAAAUGGGCUAAAAGCUGUGGCAAGUGCAAAUAGACUUGUGACUGCAGUUUGGGCUCAGCAGACAUGGGAGAACUAAGGAGGAAGGAGGGAGUGAACAACCCAGCAGCAGCCCAGUUGUCAAGUGGACUGCACAAAUCAUCUGUCCAGUUCACACAACAACCAACCCACCAUGGGAUCUUAUUGCAUCAUUUUGUGUUGUGUAAAUACACCCAUUGAGUAUAAUAGGACUUACUUCCAGUUAAGUAUGUACAUGAUUUGCAGCCUGAUAACCUACCAACUGACUUCUGUUCUGUUAGAAAAAGCUAGUCUUCAUACUCGCUGCCUACAACAAUUGGUGAGACUGACAGACUUCCUUAUGGGCUUGCACAAUUCUAAUCUUUCACCUUUUUAUUUACUCUUUUAUCUAGACUAACAUGCUUAACUUGAUUUAGUGAUGUAAACAUGAUUACAACACAAAAAGCAGGUUUUCAGAAGACAGGAUUGAGUAAGCACCAGUAUAUGCACAAUCAUAUCCGGCAUAUUUUGUUGUAGACCUGCAGACUUUUGAAGAGAGGAAAACCACAGCAAGACGUUCAAGGUGACAUGAAAAUACAAAGUAUAUAGUUUUGUACUAGCAUACAGUUUUUUCUCCAUAUUCAAUGAAACAGCAUAAACACAAAGAAUUAAGGUAUUGUAUGCAAAUACAGCUUUGCAAUUCACACUUUUGGGAAAAUAUUAGGCUUGAAUUAUUAAAUAUGCAUUUCUUUACAUUUAAUUCAACAGAUUAGAACAAGUCUGUUUUUGCACAGAGAAAGGUUACUGAAUUACUGGGAUUACUCUCUUAUGGAUAAAACAGAAAAACAGAUUUAUAAUACAAAUAAGGAUAUGGUUAAAUGUCUUUUCUAAGUACAUAUUUUAAGAAUUUAGAUACAACAGUUUGGUAAUGACCCAUAAACCUUAUUACUGCAGCUAAUUUGACUUAAUGUUGGAUCAUUGAAAGCUAAGGCUGAUGUCAUACAGACAUGCCUCUUGAUUAGUCAUGAUGCUGUGCAAUGUUGUGCAAUGCCACAAAUUGUUCUUGCUUACACCUUCCCUUCCAUGCACCCACACUUUUCCUUGGUCUUUAAGUCCCCUAUCUGAUGUAGAAGAAGGUGUGCCUGGAACCAGCAAAGAUUCCUCAUGUUGUGGGAUCCUUAUGAUAUGUCAAAGACAUGCUAGAGGAAUCCUCUAAUGAAUUGAGUCAUGCUUACUUUUUCCAUACUUCAGUGGCUGGCAGAUGGGCCAAACCGUGGGAGAUGGGGCUUCUCUGAUGCAGUAGCAGUGUGGAUGGGAGGUACUGCUAAUGCCUUGGAUGUGGUGCUUGACACUAAGGACUUGAGAGUGCAUAUUGAGCUCUGCUUCUGUGAGCUACUUCAAGAGCAUGUGCUAAUAGAAGUAUGUCUGCAGUAUACACAGUCCUUGGGUUAAGGACAAGUUCUUUCCCUGAGAUCGUCUUUAAGUUGAAUAUAAAUAGCAUCCACCUCCCCAGAAUUCAAGGGGACGAACAUCGAGUUCGAAGCGUUUGUAGGACUGCCCUUUAAGUGCGUGACCCACAAAAACCGACUAACAGCUCCUUGCUGAUGCUAUCACAAUCCUCCUUGCGGAGUUUCCUCAUCGAAACUAGAAGAAAGGAUUAGGCAGUUUUUCUCUGGACAGCAGCUUUUGUGGAAGUGUCCUUGCAUUACAGCAACGGAAAACAGAAGUUGGCCUUCUUACGCUUCUCCCUUCCUUCCGCACGGACGACGUCUGUCGCUCACCUGGAUACACCUGAGCUCACCUGAGCCUGCGCGGGCGCCGCCUUCUCGAGCUCCCCCGCGCCCUUCUCGCCUCCCUGCCCCGCCUGCGCCUGGCUGCGCAGGCGCACUACCAUACGCCCGGCAAGACUCCUGGGGCUCGACGCUGUCAUGGCGGCAGUGAGCAGCGGCAGCAACUGCUAAACAGGCUGGAAGCAAUGGAAGAGCUCAUUGCGGGGGCUGCGGAGUGAGAAUAAAAAACUACUGCCCAAAUCUUGGUACUGAGGAGGAAAACAAACAAUUCUCAGGGCUCAGGAGAACUCCUGAUUGUGUUCAAGGCACUUCGGAAGAUCCAGACAAGGCACUCAGCUCCCUGUUUCUGGAGUGCUGGAAGUGAACUAGCUAUGGCUAGUGAAGACAAACAGGUUUCCUCUCCUCAGCCAACAGGUGAUGAUGGAGGAGGGGGAAGUGGUGCUGGGCAGGGAAAAGAAGGAAACACGGCUGAAAUGGAGAGCAGGCUGCAGCCUUUGAAUCCAGGAAUCCCUAUCCGUGGCAUCAGGAUGAAAUUUGCUGUUCUGGCAGGACUGGUGGAAGUUGGUGAAGUAUCCAACAGAGAUAUUGUAGAAACUGUGUUUAAUCUGCUUGUAGGAGGUCACUUUGAUCUGGAAAUGAAUUUUAUUAUACAAGAAGGAGAGAGUAUUACUUGCAUGGUGGACUUGUUGGAUAAGUGUGAUGUCACAUGCCAGGCUGAGGUAUGGAGUAUGUUUACAGCCAUCCUGAAGAAAAGUAUACGGAAUCUCCAGAUUUGCACAGAAGGGGGUCUCAUUGAGCAUGUACUUCAGAGGAUUGAUAAGACUGACAAUAUGAUUGCAGAUCUCCUAGUCGAUAUGCUGGGUGUAUUAGCAAGCUACAGUGUGACAGUCCGGGAAUUAAAGUUGUACUUUAGCAAACUUCAAGGAGACAAAGGAAAAUGGCCACCACACGCUGGGAAGUUGUUGUCUGUAUUAAAACAUAUGCCUCAGAAGUAUGGACCUGAUGCCUUCUUCAAUUUUCCAGGAAAAAGUGCUGCAGCAAUUGCCUUACCUCCUAUAGCCAAGUGGCCCUACCAGAAUGGCUUUACUUUUCAUACUUGGUUAAGAAUGGACCCUGUAAAUAAUAUCAAUGUAGACAAAGACAAGCCUUACUUAUAUUGUUUUCGAACAAGCAAAGGACUUGGUUAUUCUGCUCAUUUUGUUGGAGGCUGUUUGGUUGUUACCUCAAUUAAAUCAAAAGGAAAAGGCUUCCAGCACUGUGUGAAGUUUGAUUUCAAGCCACAAAAGUGGUACAUGGUUACUAUAGUGCACAUCUAUAACCGGUGGAAGAACAGUGAGCUUAGAUGCUAUGUGAAUGGAGAACUGGCAUCUUAUGGAGAGAUAACAUGGUUUGUCAAUACGAGUGAUACUUUUGACAAAUGUUUCCUGGGCUCCUCAGAAACAGCAGAUGCCAAUCGAGUGUUUUGUGGCCAGAUGACAGCAGUUUAUCUUUUCAGUGAGGCCCUCAACGCUGCUCAGAUUUUUGCUAUUUAUCAACUUGGUCUGGGAUACAAGGGAACUUUUAAAUUCAAGGGAGAAAGUGAUCUCUUCCUCGCUGACCAUCACAAACUGCUACUGUAUGAUGGGAAACUUUCUAAUGCUAUUGCCUUUACAUACAAUCCAAGGGCUACAGAUGCUCAGCUCUGUCUAGAAUCAUCACCCAAGGAAAAUGCUUCAAUCUUUGUUCAUUCACCACAUGCUCUCAUGCUACAGGAUGUAAAAGCAGUCGUAACCCAUUCUAUCCAAAGUGCAAUGCAUUCAAUUGGAGGAGUACAGGUUCUUUUCCCCCUGUUUGCACAGCUGGAUUAUAGGCAGCAUUCUCUGGAUCAACCUGACACAACUGUUUGUUCCAUUCUACUGGCUUUCAUAAUGGAGUUGCUGAAGAACUCAAUUGCUAUGCAAGAACAAAUGCUUUCCUGUAAGGGCUUCCUUGUAAUAGGAUACAGUCUUGAAAAGUCUUCCAAAGCACAUAUUAACAGAGCUGUGCUAGAACUUUGCCUUGCCUUUGCUAAAUAUCUGAGCAAUUUGCACCAUGGUGUGCCCUUACUGAAGCAGCUGUGUGAUAAUAUUCUUCUUAACCCUGCAAUAUGGAUUCAUACUCCAGCCAAGGUUCAGCUGAUCCUGUACACAUACCUGUCUUCUGAAUUCAUUGGCACAGCUAACAUAUACAAUGCAAUUCGACGAGUUGGGACAGUUCUACUGGUGAUGCACACACUGAAGUAUUAUUACUGGGUAGUAAAUCCACAAGAUCGUAGUGGAAUUGUCCCCAAAGGGUUAGAUGGACCCCGACCUGAUCAGAAAGAGAUUCUUUCUCUACGAGCCUUUUUACUGAUGUUUGUUAAGCAGUUGGUGAUGAAGGAUCAUGGAGUUAAAGAAGAUGAACUUCAGAGCAUUCUCAACUAUCUCCUUACCAUUCAUGAGGAUGACAAUUUAAUGGAUGUCCUACAACUACUUGUUGCUCUCAUGUCAGAGCACCCAGGUUCUAUGAUCCCUGCCUUUGAUCAGAGAAAUGGAAUACGUGUUGUCUACAAACUUCUUGCAUCAAAAAGCGAAGGUAUCAGGGUACAAGCUCUAAAGGUGAUGGGCUACUUCUUAAAGCAUUUGGCACCCAAGAGGAAAGCUGAAAUCAUGCUUGGACAUGGAUUGUUCUCCCUGCUGGCUGAAAGGCUAACACUUCAAACAAGUCUCAUUACCAUGACCACAUAUAAUGUGCUAUUUGAGAUUCUUAUUGAGCAGAUUUGCACUCAAGUGAUACAUAAGCAGCAUCCCGACCCAGAUUCAGCAGUGAAAAUACAAAAUCCUCAGGUCCUGAAAGUUAUUGCAACUUUGCUGCAUAAUUCUCCACAGUGCUCAGACACUAUGGAAGUCCGUAGAGUUUUCCUCUCUGAUAUGAUUAAGCUUUUUAAUAGCAGCAGAGACAAUAGGAGGAGUUUACUACAGUGCUCUGUAUGGCAGGAAUGGAUGCUUUCACUUUGCUAUAUUAAUCCGAAAAGCUCUGAUGAACAGAAGAUAACUGAAAUGGUGUAUACCAUUUUUAGAAUUUUACUUUAUCAUGCAAUCAAAUACGAAUGGGGUGGCUGGCGUGUUUGGGUAGAUACUCUAGCGAUCACACACUCAAAGGUAACUUUUGAAAUACACAAGGAGAGUCUUUCUCAGAUGUUCAGGGAAUAUCAAGAGAAAGGAGAUGAUAGCUGCAGUGCUGGUCCAUCAGCUCUUGUUAGAACUAUCUCAGGGACUAGUAAAAUAAAUGAAAUCACAGAAGGGCACCAAAAAUUGGAAGUAAAAGAAGCUGGUCCUUCUGCGAACAGUGAUGUGAACGGGAAUGUAAAAUAUACUUUGACUGGUGAAGAAAGAUCAUCAGAUUUUGAAGAACGAACUAAUGUAGAAAUGAAUGAAGAAAAGAAGACAGAGAGUGGUCAGAGAACACCUGAUCUGAAUAAAGUACCUUGCUUAGAAAUUUCUCAGCAGGCUGAAGUAAUAAAAGAGAGCUCAGAAGUCACAUCGGAAAUGCUUAAAACAAAUCAAGAGGAAGAAAUGCUUGCAGCCACUGAUGUACUAUCUCCUUCAGAAAAUGCAGAUGGAGAGACACUUGAAAGUCCAGAGAUACUAGAAAAGCCAACACCAGAAAUGGAGGAAGAGGAAGAUUUUGUUGAUUUAAAAGAGGAGAGCAGCCUGCCUUUUACAUCAGAGGAGUGUGCUGCUAGACCAAGUGAAGAACACAACUUGGAUAAAAGCCAGGAAACACUAACAAUAGAACAGAAUAGUGUUACAUUGAAAGAACCUGAUUCUGUGGCUUUAGAAGGUGUUGAAGCAUCAGUGGAAAGAGAACAAGAACCAAUCCCACCUCCACAAAUUACUGCUUCUGAAAUAAAUGGUGCAAAAGGUCAACCAGAUUCAAAUGUUGUAGAGAAGUCAAAUGGAGAAAAUAUUGCUCAUCCCCAAAGCAAAACAGUGGCAGAUAAUAUACAGCCACCUACUCCAGAAACAUUGGUACCUUCAGACAAGAAAAUUGCUAAACUUGAUGUUUCUAGUGUGGCGUCAGAUACUGAAAGAUUGGAGUUAAAGUCCAGUGCAAGUCUGGAAGUAAAUCAGCCUCUUCGGCCCAUUCCUGAGAUGUCGAGGCAACAUGAUUCUUCUGGUCAGAGCACAGGAGCUGUGUCCAAUGGGCAAAGAAGGGAUUCUAGGUCUACCAUGUUUCGUAUUCCCGAAUUCCGAUGGUCACAAAUGCACCAACGCUUACUCACAGACCUGCUCUUUUCAAUAGAAACAGAUGUACAAAUGUGGAGAAGCCAUUCUACCAAGACCGUGGUGGACUUUGUGAACAGCAAUGACAAUGUCAUCUUUGUACAUAACACGAUUCAUCUCAUCUCUCAAGUGAUGGAUAAUAUGAUAAUGGCAUGUGGUGGCAUAUUACCUUUACUUUCAGCUGCUACAUCUGCUACACAUGAAUUGGAAAACAUUGAGCCAACUCAAGGACUGUCAGUAGAAGCUUCAGUAACCUUCCUGCAAAGAUUAAUUAGCCUUGUGGAUGUAUUAAUAUUUGCAAGCUCUCUUGGAUUUACUGAAAUUGAGUCAGAGAAAAAUAUGUCAUCUGGUGGAAUUUUACGGCAGUGUCUUCGACUUGUAUGUGCAGUGGCAGUCAGAAAUUGUUUGGAGUGUCAACAGCAACACGCUCUAAUGAAACUUAGUGGAGAAAAUGUUAAGUGUCAGAAAACAGUACAAAGUCUGAUAGCAGCAGGAAGGUCUGGAGCAAAGAGCGCAGUUGAUAUCGUGACUGGAGGGAUUUCGCCAGUAAGAGAUACUGACAGACUUCUGCAAGAUAUGGAUAUUAACCGGCUCCGUGCAGUGGUAUUCAGAGAUAUAGAAGAUAGCAAACAGGCACAGUUCUUGGCGUUGGCUGUGGUAUAUUUUAUCUCUGUUCUCAUGGUUUCAAAAUAUAGAGAUAUUCUGGAACCUCAGGAUGAACGGAGGCGGCCACAGUCCAUUCAGUCACCCAAGGCCACCACCACAACAGAUGUAGAAAGCCCACCUGCGGCUAUUACCACUGCAACUCCUGUAUCUGCUGAAGAGUCAGAAAGUAUGGUGUCCAUGCAAAGAAGAGAUUCAGGUAUCGAGGAGGAAGUGCAUUCUGGAUUUGAGCGUAAUUCUGAGACCAUCGCAGAAGCAGAAGAACAGUGUGUCAGUGCAGGUCCCGAUGCAAUCAGUGAAGUACUAUGCACACUUUCUUCAGAAGUUAAUAAAUCUCAGGAAAAUAGAAAUGAACUACAGAGUGAGACAGACAAUAAAACUUCAUCCUCUGUGCCAGCUGCAAAAAAUGUCAAUGUAAAAGAAAUCCUACGAAGCUUGGUCAGUGCUCCUGCAGAGGGAGCCACACUGGAUCCUGCCGUUCUCCCACCAGCUUUUCUUGGAGUACUUGGAGAUGGUGCUACUGAACAAUCUGUACAGUUUCGGUCCUUUGACAGGAGUGUAGUUGUGGCUCCAAAGAAGUCAGUGGCUUCAUCUACAGCCACAAUUCAUGUCCCGACAAAUGCUGUCAGUGUGGUUUCUUUGGAUUCUGCACAAGCCCCAGAUGUCGAGGGAGGAUCUCCUGGCAGUGGAUCAUCAAACUCAAGAUUACCAUCUGUUCCUACAGUUUCUUCUGUGCCUGAGGAUUCUGCUUCAAAGAUGAGCAUUACAGAGAGGCUUGAGCAUGCUCUGGAAAAAGCUGCCCCUCUUUUGAGGGAGAUAUUUGUGGACUUUGCGCCUUUUCUUUCUCGUACACUUUUGGGUAGCCACGGGCAAGAGCUACUGAUAGAAGGUCUUGUAUGCAUGAAAUCUAGUAGUUCGGUUGUGGAGUUGGUCAUGCUACUUUGUUCUCAGGAAUGGCAGAAUUCAAUACAGAAGAAUGCAGGCCUAGCUUUCAUUGAGCUUGUCAAUGAAGGAAGAUUACUGAGUCAAACAAUGAAAGAUCAUCUUGUUAGAGUAGCAAAUGAAGCAGAAUUUAUCUUGAGCAGACAGAGAGCUGAAGAUAUUCACAGGCAUGCUGAAUUUGAGUCACUGUGCGCCCAGUAUUCUGCAGAUAAACGAGAGAAUGAGAAGAUGUGUGAUCAUUUAAUAAGAGCAGCCAAGUAUCGAGAUCAUGUGACAGCAACUCAGCUGAUACAGAAAAUCAUCAACAUUCUGAUGGACAAGCAUGGGGCCUGGGGCAAUUCUGCAGCAAGUCGUCCUCGUGAGUUCUGGCGCCUUGACUACUGGGAAGAUGACUUGCGGCGCCGGCGACGAUUUGUGCGUAACCCCCUUGGAUCGACACAUCCUGAAGCGACAUUAAAAGCAGCCAUAGACCAUGCUCCAGAUGAAGAUGUACUUGUUAAAGGAAAGCAGUCUAUCAAGAGUCAGGCUUUAGGAAAUCAGAACUCAGAGAGUGAGAUUCUCCUGGAAGGCGACGAUGAUACCUUGUCAUCCAUUGAGGAGAAGGAACUGGAGAACUUAACUGGUCCAGUUAAUCUGUCCACACCAGCUCAUCUUGUGGCUCCGUGUGUAGUAGUGAAGGGUACACUUUUCAUCACCACCUCUGAACUAUAUUUUGAGGUAGAUGAAGAAGAAGCCAGUUUUAAGAAAAUUGACCCCAAGAUACUUGCUUAUACGGAGGGUCUUCAUGGAAAAUGGCUCUUCUCAGAGAUUCGAUCCAUCUUUUCUCGACGCUAUCUGUUGCAAAACACAGCACUGGAAAUUUUUAUGGCAAACAGAGUUGCUGUCAUGUUCAACUUCCCAGAUUCUGCAACGGUUAAAAAAGUGGUUAAAUAUCUACCUCGUGUUGGGAUUGGUAGUAGUUAUGGACUGCCUCAAACCAGACGUAUUUCUAUGGCCAGUCCACGCCAGAUCUUUAAAGCAUCAAAUAUGACCCAGAGAUGGCAGCACAGAGAAAUUUCAAACUUUGAAUAUCUCAUGUUUCUAAAUACUAUAGCAGGACGUACAUACAAUGACUUAAACCAGUACCCAGUAUUUCCUUGGGUAAUCACUAACUAUGAAUCAGAAGAAUUGGAUCUUACGCUUCCAAGUAACUUCAGAGAUUUGUCAAAGCCUAUUGGUGCUCUUAAUCCAAAAAGAGGUGCAUUCUUUGCAGAACGCUAUGAAACAUGGGAAGAUGAUCACGUUCCAAAGUUUCAUUAUGGCACUCAUUAUUCAACAGCAAGUUUUACACUCACUUGGUUGUUAAGAAUUGAACCUUUUACAACGUUUUUCCUAAACUUGCAAGGGGGCAAGUUUGAUCAUGCAGACAGAACGUUCUCCUCAAUUUCAAGGGCAUGGCGAAAUUCUCAACGUGACACCUCAGAUAUAAAGGAGCUGGUUCCUGAAUUUUAUUAUCUCCCUGAGAUGUUUGUCAAUCUCAAUAAUUACAAUCUUGGAGUGAUGGAUGAUGGUACAGUGGUGUCUGAUGUUGAACUUCCACCAUGGGCCAAAACACCAGAAGAUUUUGUGCGCUUGAACAGUUUGGCCCUGGAGAGUGAAUUUGUUUCCUGUCAGCUUCACCAGUGGAUUGAUCUGAUUUUUGGCUACAAACAGCAAGGGCCUGAAGCUGUCAGAUCUCUGAAUGUAUUCUUCUAUUUGACCUAUGAAGGAGCUGUCGAUCUCAAUUCUAUAACAGAUCCUGUAAUGAGAGAGGCUGUCGAAGCUCAAAUCCGAAGUUUUGGACAGACACCUUCUCAACUGCUCAUAGAGCCACAUCCUCCAAGAAGCUCUGCUAUGCAGGUGUAUCUCCUCCUGCAGAGUCCAUUGAUGUUCACAGACCAAGCUCAACAGGAUGUCAUCAUGGUCCUAAAAUUUCCAUCCAACUCCCCAGUAACGCAUGUAGCAGCCAACACCCAGCCUAGUCUGGCAAAUCCUGCUGUGAUUACUGUCACUGCUAACCGACUGUUCGCUAUGAAUAAGUGGCACAACCUUCCUGCUCAUCAAGGUGCCGUACAGGACCAGCCAUACCAGCUGCCAGUGGAAAUCGAUCCUCUCAUAGCCAGCAAUACAGGUGUGCACAAGAGGCAGAUCACUGAUCUUCUAGACCAAAGUAUUCAGGUCCAUUCCCAGUGUUUUGUCAUCACUUCAGAUAAUCGCUAUAUCUUGGUCUGCGGGUUUUGGGACAAAAGUUUCCGGGUGUAUUCUACUGACGCAGGAAAACUGAUACAAGUUGUGUUUGGACACUGGGAUGUUGUCACCUGCCUUGCACGCUCUGAAUCCUACAUUGGAGGAAAUUGUUACAUUCUCUCAGGGUCUCGUGAUGCUACCAUGCUGCUCUGGUACUGGAAUGGAAAAACCAAUUGCAUUGGUGAUAACCCAAAUGGUGAAUCUGCCACUCCUCGGGCCAUCCUGACAGGACACGAUUAUGAGAUCACCUGUGCUGCAAUUUGUGCUGAGCUUGGCCUGGUGAUCAGUGGUUCUAAAGAAGGACCAUGCCUCAUACAUUCUAUGAAUGGAGAUCUACUGAGGACAUUAGAUGCUCCUGAAAACUGUCUGAAAGCAAAACUUAUCCAGGCAUCAAGAGAGGGCCACUGUGUCAUAUACUAUGACAAUGGUCACUUCUGUGUGUUCAGUGUAAAUGGGAAGCUGCAGGCCACGAUGGAAACUGAUGACAAUAUAAGGGCAAUUCAGCUGAGCCGGGAUGGUCAGUACCUCCUUACAGGAGGAGACAAUGGAGUUGUUAUGGUGUGGCAAGUUUGUGACCUCAAGCAGCUUUUUGCUUAUCCUGGCUGUGAUGCUGGAAUUCGAUCCAUGGCACUUUCAUAUGACCAAAGGUGCAUAAUGACCGGCAUGGCUUCUGGUAGCAUAGUGCUUUUCUACAAUGAUUUCAACAGGUGGCAUCAUGAAUACCAAACCAGAUACUGAUGUUGGAACUAAGCUGCUUAGUAUAUGCAGAACUCUCAGACGAAGACUAACAAGUCUCUCUUCAGUAUCUUACCAGAGCCUCAGUUCUUAUAAAUAGUUAAUAUAACAUCUGAAUGUAACUUAAAAUUGCCGGGAGAUGCUAUUUUUUAAAGUUAAUUGCUAUUUUUGUAGACCUUGCUUGACUUUGGGAUGGGGGGGGAGGAAGAAGCAGAAAAUGGCUGCUGGGGUUCUGUAGCUUAAAAAGAAAUCUAUAUUUUUAGUCAUAGUAAGUCUAUUUUGAUCCAUGUAUGGGAAGAGACGUAAAUAAGAUGGCUAAAAUUCUUGUACUAGCUAUAUUAUGAAACAUGUCUCUCAUGCAAAUCUUUAUAAUCUUGGGGAAUAUUUGAUUUUAACAAUGGAAAUUGGUUAUAAUGCCAGUUGUUGAUUAUAAUACUGGCAUUUUAAACUGAGCUUACCCAUACCACACUUUGUCUUGUACCUUUACAAUGAUUGUACUAUUUCAAGCACUGAAUUUCUGAGAAUCAAGAAUAUAAAUUAAGAUAAAUGUAGUUUUGUUUCCAUCAGUGUAAUGAUCAAGCAUGCUUCUAAGUCUAGAUUAUUAGUUUGUGGAUUAUUUUUCUGUUUGUUUUGUUGUGUUGCUGAUGAAGAAAUCAACAGCAGAGUUCUCUUAAAUGCAAGUCUGUAUUCCUACCAACUUCCUGUCCUUGUUUCAGUGCAUACUCAAAUGUGCAUUGUUCCUCAAAACCAAGCUUAUUUUUUUAAGAUUUUGGAUGCAUCCUUCCAUUAGCAACUUCUGUAUAUUUUUUAAAUCAUGUGCAGAUUCAAAGAGCCCCUUCUAUUAUUUCCCUAAAAAUAACUUGGCUGGAGCCAGACAAUUAUUACAAUUCUGCUUCCAAAUGGUGUAGAGGCAAAAGCUUCUAUUUCUAUUCUAACCCAACUUGUGAGAGCUGUAUAAUGCAAGCCUUUGCGCCCUGUACUGUUUAGGAAAACAGCAUGUGUUUGCAUCAGGUUUUGGUACAAUCAUGACAAAAACAGAGAAUUAACACCCUCUCUUCCAGCUGUUAGGAUUUUAAAUUUAUACGAAGGAACAAUGUUAUUUUGCUGUUGCAUAAAUUCUACUUUUUCUACGAGAUUGCUGUGCAGAAUUCUGUGAAAAUAUUUGUGACAGGAAUUGUAUUGUUUUGUAGGUCUGUAUUGCACAAAUAACUACUUUGUAUGUUGUGCUUUAUUAAGAUUUGAAACUUACAUUCCAUAUCUAUAUUGGUAUAUAAUUUUCUUCAACUGCUUACUUGAAGCAGUUUCCAUUGUUGCUUUUUUCCUAGCAUUCAACUACUCUCUUUAAGUAAAGAUCUGAAAGGGGAAAACUCAGUUUGAAAUAAGAAAUUAAAUAAAAAGACAUUUGUAAUUAAAUGUA
This is a messenger RNA of Varanus komodoensis (Komodo dragon), 15603 nucleotides long. RefSeq names its product LPS responsive beige-like anchor protein (gene LRBA). Gene Ontology annotation, biological process: intracellular protein localization. Lineage: Eukaryota; Metazoa; Chordata; Lepidosauria; Squamata; Varanidae. Gene Ontology annotation, molecular function: protein kinase binding. Gene Ontology annotation, cellular component: cytosol; membrane. The record is from RefSeq and is a predicted model, not a curated record. The transcript has 60 exons. Bases 5670 to 14189 code for a protein of 2839 amino acids.